Messenger RNA from Galeopterus variegatus (Sunda flying lemur), 2134 nucleotides. RefSeq names its product acyl-CoA oxidase 2, branched chain (gene ACOX2). The coding region runs from base 1 to 2046 and encodes 681 amino acids. Lineage: Eukaryota; Metazoa; Chordata; Mammalia; Dermoptera; Cynocephalidae. Gene Ontology annotation, biological process: lipid homeostasis; very long-chain fatty acid metabolic process; fatty acid beta-oxidation using acyl-CoA oxidase. Gene Ontology annotation, molecular function: fatty acid binding; FAD binding. The record is from RefSeq and is a predicted model, not a curated record. The transcript is spliced from 14 exons. Gene Ontology annotation, cellular component: peroxisome.
AUGGGCAGCCCAGUGCACCGAGUGUCACUGGGGGAUACCUGGAGCAGGCAAGUGCACCCCGACAUAGAGAGCGAGAGGAAUGCACCGUCCUUUGACGUGGAACGGCUCACCCACAUCCUUGAUGGAGGUGCCGAGAACUCUGCACUCCGCAGGAAAGUAGAGAGGAUCAUCCACAGUGACCCAGAGUUUAGCUGUCAGGACAAUUAUUUCAUGACCCAGAAUGAGCGUUAUGAAGCUGCCAUGCGGAAGAGAUUCCACAUCCAGAUGAUAGCACAGCGCCUGGGAUGGCUGGAAGGUGGUCGUGAAUUACUCUACGCUUACAGAGCCGUUUCUGGAGACCUGGCAUUAAGUUUACACUACAUCUUCAUGAACGCUCUCAAAAGCCUGGGCUCAGAGGAGCAGAUUGCCAAAUGGGAACCACUCUGCAAAGAGUUCCAGAUCAUCACAACAUAUGCCCAAACAGAACUGGGACAUGGGACAUACCUUCAGGGCCUGGAGACUGAAGCCACCUAUGAUGCAGCCACCCAGGAGUUUGUGAUUCACAGCCCCACAGUGACUGCCACCAAAUGGUGGCCUGGGGACCUGGGACGGUCCACCACUCACGCCCUAGUCCAGGCCCAACUAAUCUGCUCAGGGGCGCGGCGGGGCAUGCACGCCUUUAUCGUGCCCAUCCGGAGCCUCCAGGACCACACCCCACUGCCAGGAAUCACUGUUGGGGACAUUGGGCCCAAGAUGGACUUUGAACACAUAGACAAUGGCUUCCUGAGACUAGACCACGUGCGGGUCCCCAGGGAGAACAUGCUGAGUCGCUUUGCACAGGUCUUGCCAGAUGGCACCUACAUCAAGCUGGGGAUGGCACAGAGCAACUAUCUGGCCAUGGUGGUAUCGCGGGUGCACGUGGUCCAGGGCGAGGUCCUGCAACUGCUGCAGAAGGCUUGCGUGAUCGCCGUGCGCUACUCGGUCAUCCGCCGCCAAUCCCGGCUCCGGCCCAGUGACCAAGAGGCAAAAGUCCUGGACUACCAGACGCAGCAGCAGAAACUCUUUCCUCCACUGGCCAUGAGUUAUGCCUUCCAUUUCCUGGCAUUGAGCCUCUUGGAAUUCUUCCAGCACUCCUACGAUGCCAUUCUGGACAGAGACUUCAGCCUCCUGCCUGAGCUCCACGCACUGAGCUCAGGUAUGAAGGCCCUGGUGACGGACUUCUGCACCCAGGGAGCCGAGCUGUGCCGCAGGGCCUGUGGAGGACAUGGCUACUCAAAGCUGAGUGGCCUGCCAUCACUGGUCACCAAAGUGACAGGCUCCUGCACCUAUGAGGGCGAGAACACAGUGCUGUACUUACAGGUGGCCAGGUUUCUGGUGAAGAGCUACCUGCAGACUCAGGUGUCCCCAGGCUCCACAUUGCAGAAGUCUCUCCCUCAGUCUGUCGCAUAUCUCGCCAAGCCUGAUCUGGCCAGGUGCCCAGCCCAGAGGGCAGCCGACUUCCUCUGCCCAGAGCUCUACACUACAGCCUGGGCACACGUGGCAGCCAGGCUCAUAAAGGACUCAGUGCAUCAUUUGCAGACCUUGAUGCAAUCCGGGGCUGACCAGCAUGAGGCCUGGAACCAGACCACUGUCAUACACCUCCAGGCUGCAAAGGCACACUGCUACUAUGUCACUGUGAAGAGUUUUAGGGAAGCUCUGGAGAAACUAGACAAUGAACCAGCAAUUCAGCAGGUGCUCAAACGCCUGGGUGACCUCUACGCCUUACAUGGUAUCUUGACUAACUCAGGCGACUUUCUCCAUGAUGGCUUCCUGACUGGGGCCCAAGUAGACAUGGCAAGAACAGUCUACCUGGACCUGCUCCUCUUGAUCCGGAAGGAUGCCAUCUUGUUAACUGAUGCUUUUGACUUCACCGAUCAGAGUUUAAAUUCAGCACUUGGCUGUUAUGAUGGAAAUGUCUAUGAACGUCUCUUCCAGUGGGCUCAGAAGUCACCAACCAAUACUCAGGGGAACCCUGCCUAUGAGAAAUACAUAAGACCACUAUUACAAAGUUGGAGGUCCAAGCUAUGAAAUAACCAACAGUAUUCAAGAAGCAAGCAGUACCACUAUGUGAUAAUGGUACUAUGGCAUAAAUAUAAAAUUAAAAUUUUAAAUUAUA